CCAAUAACGAACACACGAAUGUUUGUGGAUCCAGAUUGUUUUCUUGUUUAAUUUUGCGAAAAUACUAUUGUGAAACUGUAAUUAUUGUAUAAAGUGCAUAUAAACUAUGCUAACUGUGUAAUUGGUGACAUUUGUGUUAUUUUUAUAUCGUUACAAUAAUGGAUCCCUUUACUCAGCGUAUGUUAGAGAGGGCGCGGGCCAGACAAGAGAAGAUUGACCAAAAACUUGCGAGUAACGGACAGGCAGUUCCGAAAAGGAGACCUUUAGCAGAAAACAUUACUGUUCUUAAAUCUGAGAACUCUCCCGUGAAAUCUCCUAAUAAAAUAGCUCGGGACUCAAUUACGUCGCCCCGGAGACAGUCUAAAGAUGGUUCUAAGGCUGAAACUCCAACAAAAGCAGUUGUUAAGAGAUCGAGUUUGAAGUCUGACGUAGCGUCGCCGCAGCGAGGUCGCAACGACAUUGUGGUCACCAAGAAGGAGUUUAAAAGUCCAAAAAGGGGAAGUAUUAACAGACGGAACUCUGAUGUAUCAGUGGAGAUAAACAUUUCCCAUAGAAAUGACAUUCAAAUUGAGGUCCAAGUUGAGGAGAGGGAUGCUCCGAUUAGCGUCGUGUAUGACUCACAGGCAAACCCUGGAAGCAAUGUUAUCAUUAAGGAGAUCACAGAUGGUUCAUCUAAUAACUCAGAGAAGGCUAUUGAAGAUGCUUCGGAGAACAAGACUCAGAGGGGUGGACUCAGGCAAAAUGUUAAGUCCAGGCUUGACAGGCUUGGCAAUUUAUAUUCAGAUAAACCAACACUCUCAUCACCCAUCCACCGCACGGAGUUGGAGUUCUCAUCAGCAACUCCACCGGAACCUGAACAGCAGAAGCAGCAGAAGCCUCGUCCUCAGGAUGGCAAGAAGAAGUUUGGUAGACUGGCUGCCCUAGCAGACCAGAUCAAUAACUGGGAAGAUGACUUGACACAUCAUAUUCCGCCAGAACCAGCGAAGAAGGCAACAAUCAAACCAGAAGCUAAGAACAAGAAGGACAAGAAGACAGAGAAGCAGGAGACCUUGGAUGCAUCCACGGUGGAUGUCUCGAUACACUCAUUCCAGGAUAUCAACAAAGUGCUAGAUACUGCUAGUAAGGCUAAACAGACCAACAAACAGGUGGAUUCGAACACAUUCACAAAAUCUUCAGUGAACGAGUGCCAGAGACUAGGCAAGCAGAUAGUAGCAGAAUUGGAGGGCGAGGGUUACCGGCGAGUUUCUGCCAGCCAAUCGCGGCUCGUCUACGAAUUCACCACGAAAACCGCCGAUCCCGACCGACAGGAGCCGAAGUGUGCAUCGACUACCCCCAGUGCCGCUUCAGCCCCCAACAUGGCUACAAUGGUGGCCCCGUCGCCCGCCAACACGGCCGUUACAAAAAAGCCCUCGAUCAAGAAAUACAGAGCGCCCACGCCGCCGCGGAAUGUUAUCACGGAAGAUGAAUGUGAAAGUGAAAAAGACAAAGAGAAUGCAGUGCAACUCGACAAGGAAAAUGACGCAAGUGAUGAUUGUAAACAAACAAAACCGGAACCGGCGGACGACAAGCCGGCGCCGGAGAUGGGGUCGCCGCUGGUCAAAAGGUUGGCUCCGAAAAUAAACGGCAGUGUUGACAGGAGUUCUGUGUUGUCUAAGGCGGCGAUGUUCGAGGCGGGCAGCCCGAAGGCGAAGGACCCCGCCGAAAUGUCAUUGAGGGAACGCAAAGCUCUCUUUGAAAAAAAUAAGGGUGCAGCGAUCGUACCGAAGGCCCCCUUCGGCCUCGCACCCUCCGUCAAAACCCUGCACGGAGACAAUAAAGCUGACAAAAAGCCAUUGGCACAGAAGACAACACCAUCAAAGACAAACUCUUUAGCUAGUUCCAGAAGUAAUUCAAAAGACGAUAAUUCUGAUGAUAAUAUAAGCCAGAGUUCUGUGGGAGGUGGGAUCAAGGACAAGCUAGCAGCACUUUUCAAUAAAGAACAGACGAUCAGUGAAUCCACCAUUGCGAACAAGUUUAAACAGGAGAGGGAGAAGGAAAUGGAGAUGUUGCAGAACAGAUUUCAUUAUAAGCCAAAGCAAGAAAAACAAGGCAGUCCCAACGAUUCUGAUGAUGACACAAGUGAACACGAUCCUUCAGAGAAGGCCCCACUUAUGGGCAGCACUGUAAGCCUCUCUCAAACUAACAAGAAACCAGAAAUCAUUUCCAAUCUACCUAAAGUUGUUUUCGACGAGAAGAAAUCUGAAGCUUUGAAUGAUAAGGAAAAAGAAAUUGAGAAGGAUGAGAGAGUUAUUGGAUCACAACCUGUCAAAAGACGAAGUUCCCAAGACUCGCCGGUAGUCCUUUCAGUAUUGGAUGACGUAAAAAGAAUAAAAGUAAACAACAACAAAAAGGAACCACAGACUAACGGAGCAGUGUUACAGCAACCAGCCAGUCUGUACCCACAUCUGUCAGACAUAGAAACUGACACAUCUCAUAACCAAGACGAAUACUCCGACUGUGGAGGAUCAAGCUCAGAGGAUAACGUUCAGGAGAACACACGGGACAGAUUGAACAAAUCGGAUAACUGGGCCGAAACAUCCUUCGGUCGUGAAGUUAUGAAUGUGGUGAAGAAAAACAACACGAGUUACAAGAAGGCUGUCCGUGAGAGUGAUUCCGACAGCAGCGGCGCGGACAGUGAGCUGGACGAUAUCUUGGACGAGGCUAUCAAUGAACAGACUGAGGGACCCACACCGCCCAAACUUAAUAAGCAAUCUGUGGAGUCCUCAUCAAGUUUCGUGUACCAGGAGCACUCGGCGUUCAAGUCCCCGCUGAAGGUGCAGCAGACGACCCCGGCCCGCCACGACAAGGGCAGCGAGCUGGUGCACAGCGUCAGCUUCUACAGGCGUAUGCAGAACCAGUCCACCACCCCAUCAACUCCGAUGCGCGUGGUCCGGCACGUAUCGCCGGAACGCGAGCCGCCCGCCACGCCGGACGAGCCCGCCGCCAGCGUCACCACCGUCCGGGAGCGCAUCAAGGAGCUACAGAACGAGAUCGCUAAACAACAGACUGUUAUUUCACAGGCGAGUCAAGCUUUGAACCUAUGCGCUGCUACCAUAGAAUUCAGCGGCUCCACUGAGCAGGCCGAGGGCGAAAGACUUUUACUGUUAGCAACGCACCGUCGUCAGGCGUGUGUGCACGAGGUGCAGCGCCUGCAGGUGGAGGGCGCGGGCCCGGCCGCCGCGCGGGGGAUGGCCUCGCUGCACCUCGCCAACCUCACCCUGCCGCUCAAGCGGGACUACAUACGACAGCUCAACGCAGACGGCGCCGUGGGUCACCACGCAGUGUGCCUGGUGAAGUGCCGCGACCGCGUGCUGGCCAGCAGUAUGCAGCAGUCGGCGCCCACCGCCGCCGCGCUGCACUUCCCCGACGACAUACGCAUGCACGGGCUCGCCAGCGACUUCAAGGUGACGGUGGAAGUGUAUUUGCUGCAAGCAUCUAAAGAAGUAUUGUCUCACGAGAUGAAAUACCACAUUUCCAACAAAAAGUCAAGUUCGAAGCUUCUAACCCCGAAAUCAAAGAUAUCGGAGCUGAAGGCGCCCCGCGUCCAAAGUCCCGCCGGCCCGAUGGCAGUACGCUCGCCACAGUUCGCACUGCACGGGUACUGCAUCUUCGCAUUGCAACAGUCCACCAGGAAGCACUUUACCCUUAAUAAGGUCCCAUGCGGCAGUCCACUAGAAGGUUCAUUGAACCUAGAAAUAAAGGCGCGCGUGCAGGUGUCCCCGCCGGCCCCCCACGCGGCGUUCCUCACGGCGUUCGACGACGUGUCGGGGCUGGGCGCCUGGCACCGACGCUGGUUCAGGCUGCAACCGCCCCGUCUCGCCUACUGGAAGUACCCUGAUGAUGUGCAGAAGAAGAUGCCCAUCGGUGACAUAGACCUCUCGACCGUCAUAUCGGAACGCGUAAUAAAGGCGCCGCGCGACCUCUGCGCUCGUCCGAACACGAUCCUUCUAGAAUCUUCCAUACCAGCCGGUUUGAUCGUACCAGACUCGGGAUCCUUAGUAUACUUCCGACGCCCGGACGGGUCAAUCGUAAGGAGACACUUACUAGCAGCCGAUACGCCUAAAGACAGAGAUAUAUGGCUCGAUUGCUUGAACAAAGCCCUAGAAUACGUUCGAUGCUGCGCCACUGAAGAUGAUUGAGUAAGAUAAUUGCUUUUAUUACGUGUUAUUACGAAAUUAUUGUAUGAAGAUGUUUGGUUGUAUUUUAAAGGUUAGUUUUAUAGAAAUUUGAACGUUUUUGCAAAGGUUUUAAAUGUGAAAAUCGCUUGAUAAUCGCACCUUUUUGCAAUUUUUUU
Molecule: messenger RNA, 4333 nt
Organism: Spodoptera exigua (beet armyworm)
Lineage: Eukaryota; Metazoa; Arthropoda; Insecta; Lepidoptera; Noctuidae
Source: the annotation of a GenBank genome assembly